GACCAUCCCCAAAAGACAGCAGCCAACAUUCGAGGGGAUUUUUGGCUCUUGGGAGACCAGGGAAUCAAGGAUGAAGAUGGCUAUUUCCAGUUCAUGGGGCGGAAAGAUGAUAUCAUUAAUGCCAGCGGGUACCGAAUUGCACCCUCAGAGGUGGAGAAUGCACUGAUGGAACACCCUGCUGUGGUCGAGACAGCUGUGAUCGGCAGCCCAGACCCUGUACGAGGAGAGGUAAUGAAGGCAUUUGUGGUUCUGGCCCCACAGUUCCUGUCCCAUGACCCGGAUAAGCUCACCAAGGAGCUGCAGCAGCAUGUGAUGUCAGUGACAGCUCCAUACAAGUACCCAAGGAAG
This is a messenger RNA of Carlito syrichta (Philippine tarsier), 348 nucleotides long. Its product is annotated as acyl-coenzyme A synthetase ACSM2A, mitochondrial-like. Lineage: Eukaryota; Metazoa; Chordata; Mammalia; Primates; Tarsiidae. Gene Ontology annotation, cellular component: mitochondrial matrix. The annotation marks the transcript as partial. Gene Ontology annotation, biological process: fatty acid biosynthetic process; acyl-CoA metabolic process. The transcript has 3 exons. The record is from RefSeq and is a predicted model, not a curated record. Gene Ontology annotation, molecular function: fatty acid ligase activity; fatty-acyl-CoA synthase activity.